Trichomonas vaginalis G3 is the source of this 423-nucleotide messenger RNA. Its product is annotated as Ankyrin repeat family. Gene Ontology annotation, biological process: regulation of transcription by RNA polymerase II. The transcript has a single exon. The record is from RefSeq and is a predicted model, not a curated record. Gene Ontology annotation, molecular function: transcription factor binding. Bases 1 to 423 code for a protein of 140 amino acids. Lineage: Eukaryota; Parabasalia; Trichomonadida; Trichomonadidae.
AUGAAGAAAGCUAUAGAAUAUGGGUAUAACGAUAUCCAAGACUAUUAUGGCAAUAAAAUUUUAACAAAAGCAACUUCUAAAAAUAAUUUAAAUCUUGCAAAAAUGUUAGUUCAAUGUGGAGAUGAUCCUUCAUUCUUAGGUGACUCAAAACGAAAUGCUUUGUAUAUAUUCUGUAGAGAAGACAAUUUAGAAGCUGUUAAGUUCUUUGCAUCGCAGCCAAAUAUAGAUCCAAACUCUCCAAAUGUUGACAGUUGGACAACAUUAAUGAUAGCAGUAAAAUAUGAUCAUUAUGAUGUCGUUCAGUUUCUUCUUACAUUAAAAGGUAUAGAUAUCAAUGCAAAGAAUGUUUGGAAUGAAACUGCUCUUCAGCAAGCCAAAUCUGAAAGAAUGAGAAAUCUCCUUAUCAAAAAUGGAGCUGUGUGA